Molecule: messenger RNA, 2051 nt
Organism: Nematolebias whitei (Rio pearlfish)
Lineage: Eukaryota; Metazoa; Chordata; Actinopteri; Cyprinodontiformes; Rivulidae
Gene: eloal
Product: elongin A, like
Exons: 11
Coding region: 1-1980 (659 amino acids)
Biological process (GO): transcription elongation by RNA polymerase II
Cellular component (GO): elongin complex; nucleus
Source: RefSeq, a predicted model, not a curated record
AUGGCCAGGCGCUCGGAUGUGGCGAAGAAAAUCAUGCAGUUCAAACUUCAGCUGUCAGACACAUCAAAGCCUGCCACGGUCCUAAAAGUUUUGCAGAAACUGAAGGAUCUGGAUGUCACAUUAGACAUUCUUGCUGAGACGGGAAUUGGCAAAACGGUUAAUUCGUUGCGGAGACACAAGCAAGCUGGAGAAUUAGCCAAGUCGCUGGUUCAAGGUUGGAAAAAACUGGUCCCCAAGCAGUCCACAAGUCAUGGAGAGAAUAGAUGUUUGCAAGAGGCUGUUUCUAUUAAAACUGUAGAAGAUGACCAAAGCUCUCCCGAGAAUGGAUAUUCAUCAAAUGAAGACGAGCAAAAUGACUGUUUAUCAUCUAAUGGCAAGAAUCAAACCGCCACGGAUGACGACUCCUUUAAAACUCGGAGUAGAAAAAAUGAUUUGGACAAAGGACGGAGCGAGGAGAAGGGAAGAAAAUCCAAGGACGAUAAAAACACUGAAAGAAAUCAACAAGGAAGUCUCCUUCAGAAGAACAUUUUGAUGAGCAAAGCCGAAAUCCAAGAUGACAAGACGGAAAAGAAGAAGAAGAAAAGAAGUGAAGCGUUGCUUGCAGAUGAAAACGUGAAUGAGGGUCCUCAAAAAUCCAGAUCUGACUCCAGGGUGAAGUUAAAAAGCUCUAAUGGAAAUGGAAGUUCUGCAUCAGAACAAAAAUCCAAAUCAAAGUCACCAAAAGAAUCAUCAAUGGAAAGCAAAGACUUCUUGUCAUUCAGUGACAAACCCUCCAAAAAGUUAAAAGAAGCCAAAGACGGCCGGUCUUUUGAAACGUCAACGAGCUCCGAAACCCAAAGGAGAAAAAGGAAAAAGAACAAACAGGAGAAGCACGACCGUCUAAAAUACAAACCGGACUCCGAAAAUAAUGAACAUUCAAAACGCAAAAAGGCCAAAAUGGAACGUAACGAGGAGGAGAGCAAAAGUGACGAAGAAGAGCCCUCCUUGUCUUUUGAAUCUUACUUGAAUUACGACGUGAAUCUUAAGAGAAAAGAUCAGUCUGGAGUUAAAAAAGCUCCCAAGACGAUUAAAAACGUGACGAAAGGGCAAACAAAGACCCCUGACAUGGACCCUUCGAAACCACCUGCUUCCAGUCCAGACGAGAAGCGUCAGGAGUCCUUGAUGCAUCUGAUGGAUGUUCCUUUACCUGCUGCUCUGCCGGAACUGGAAAAGCCUUCAAGCAUUGACUACUACUUAGAAAAUAAAGGUACUGUAUCUGAGAAAGAACCUGACUUCUGUGACGAAGAGUCCGCGGUCUUCACCGGUCAGCGGCUCAACAGCAAGAUGCAGGUGUACUCCGGUGCCAAAACCCUGUUUCUCCCGGCUAUGAUGAGCUUGUAUCAACAGUGCAUCCGCACGCUCCAGAACAACAUCAACCUGCUGUAUGAAACCGGCGGAGUCCCGUUUGAGCUUCUUGAGCCGGUGCUGGAGAGGUGCACGCCUGAACAGCUGCUCCGCAUUGAGGAAUACAACCCAAUCUACAUGGGACUGACGGAUCACUUGUGGGGAAAACAUUGUCAGAGGGAUUUCAAAGACUGCAGACUUCAGGAAUACGAGUCGUGGAAAGAGAUGUAUAUCAGGGUGUCUGAGGAAAGAGAACGGAAGCUGCAGAGACUGACGAAGUCUAUUGUCUCGGCACAUUCUAAGAAACCGAAAGGGCGGCAGGUGAAGAUGGCAUUUAUUCACACUGUUGCCAAGCCACCAAGAGACGUUCGAAUUCAGCAAGAAAUUCACGGAACUGCUGUUCAGCAACCACAUCUGCUCAAGUGCAGUGUCAAAGGUCAGGAAAACCAAACGAGGACCGGUUUUAAUGAACCCAACAGGCCCAGCAGCACCAGUUCUGGUGGAAGCAACAACCAAGACGCUCGCAAAAAAACAAGAGUUGCUCCAAUGAUGGCAAAGUCUUUAAAGGCGUUUAAGAAACAGCUGGGACGCAGAUAAACUCUUUAUAUUGGUGCUAUUUUCAAUGAAUGCAUCAUAAACAUACCUCAUCUUUCCCAACGUCGGACAGC